This is a messenger RNA of Cetraspora pellucida, 582 nucleotides long. The record is from the annotation of a GenBank genome assembly. Lineage: Eukaryota; Fungi; Glomeromycota; Glomeromycetes; Diversisporales; Gigasporaceae.
AUGGAACAUCUAUUAGAUUAUAAAGAUGAUGUGAAGAACCACUUACCAGAUUUUGGUAAUAAUGAUACAAAUAGAAAUAAUACUGAUGACUAUAAUUUAGAAAAAAAAGCACAAUAUACUUGGAUUGCUGAUUAUUAUAGGUUCAAUUUAUUUGUUAGUCUUGUGUCUAUUUAUAAUACUAUAUUUAAAAAAAUUGAUUCUGUAUUAGAAACUAAAUUGGCACCUAUUCUAUUAUCUCUACAAAGAGUUCAAAUAAAUCAAGCUUUAUUAUAUCAAGCAACUUUAGUUUCAAUUAACCAGCAUGUUAACAAAAAAGUUCAAUUUGGUGCAAUGAUGUUUGUGGCCAAAACUAGUGUCCAAGUUGCAGUCUCUAAAGGUGUUACUGAAGAAUUAACCAGAGUAUUAGUACAAUUCAUCAUGAAAUAUUAUUGUGAUACUGGGCUAGACAUAAAGAAAAUAUUCUUAUCUCCAAGUAUAUUUUUCACUAAAGUUGUAAAACAAGAAACAUUACCUUUGAAUAUAACUUCUAAAAUUGUAAAACUUGCUUUUAACUUAUCAUUAGCACUUUUUACAACUAUUUAA